CGUCCCUUUCUACGCCCGACGAUAUCAUCCAUCUCACCCGUCGUCACCGCCUCGGCUCACAGCUUCUCUUCUCCCAGAAACGGAGAAGAGGGGGAGGAGGCGAGCAGAAGGCUCAAGGAGGGAGACGAUGAGGGUGAUGAGCCAUCUCCUCCUCCAUGGCGGUGUGCUCCUGCUGCUUCUUGCAGCGGCGGCUGUUCAGGCUCAGCGGGUAGCAACCAAGACUGAUCCGACUGAAGCGGCGGCGCUGAACGCGGUGUUCGCGAAGCUCGGGCAGCAGGCGUCGUUGUCGACGGCGACAUGGAACAUCAGCGGCGACCCCUGCACCGGCGCCGCCACGGACGGCACCCCUAUCGACGACAACCCCAACUUCAACCCGGCCAUCAAGUGCGACUGCACCUUCCAGAACAACACCGUCUGCCGGAUCACCAAGCUGAAAAUAUAUGCCUUAGAUGUGCCUGGCACGAUACCACAAGAGCUGCGGAACCUCACGCGCUUGACCCAUCUGAAUUUAGGGCAAAAUACAUUAACAGGGCCUUUGCCAUCAUUCAUUGGGGAGUUGACUAAUAUGCAGAACAUGACAUUUCGCAUCAAUUCAUUAUCUGGACCUAUUCCAAAGGAGCUCGGUAACCUUACGAAUCUUGUAUCACUGGGUUUAGGCUCAAACAGGUUUAAUGGCUCCCUUCCUUCAGAACUGGGGAACCUGGACAAGCUUCAGGAAUUGUACAUUGACAGUGCUGGCUUAAGUGGUCCACUACCAUCAUCAUUUUCCAAGCUUACAAGAAUGCAAACAUUGUGGGCAUCAGAUAAUGAUUUUACUGGACAAAUACCAGAUUAUAUCGGGAACUGGAAUUUGACAGACCUGCGGUUUCAAGGCAAUUCUUUUCAAGGUCCAAUUCCUUCUGCUCUUUCUAAUCUUGUCCAACUAUCAAGCUUACGAAUCGGUGAUAUUGAAAACGGAAGCUCUUCUUCACUGGCAUUCAUCGGUAACAUGACAUCGUUGAGCAUCCUGAUUUUGAGGAACUGUAAGAUAUCUGAUAAUCUUGCAUCAAUAGACUUUUCGAAGUUUGCAAGUUUAAACUUACUGGAUUUGAGUUUUAACAAUAUCACUGGUCAAGUACCAACAGCCCUGUUGGGUCUGAAUUUGCUGAACUCCUUAUUUCUUGGGAAUAAUAGUCUUUCAGGAAGCCUUCCAAGCUCAAAAGGACCUUCACUUUCAACUUUAGAUUUUUCUUACAACCAGCUCUCAGGAAAUUUUCCUCCAUGGGCUAGUGGGAAAAAUUUACAAUUGAAUUUGGUGGCAAACAAUUUCGUGAUUGAUAGCUCCAAUAACAGUAUCUUACCUUCAGGGCUUGCAUGCCUUCAAAGAAAUACGCCAUGUUUUCUUGGUUCUCCACAGUCUUCCUCCUUUGCUGUGGACUGUGGUAGCAAUAGACUCAUAUCAGCCUCAGAUAAUUUGAGGUAUCAAACUGAUGAUGCCAGCCUUGGACCUGCAUCAUAUUCUGUCACAGGAGCACCAACCUGGGGUGUUAGCAAUGUUGGAAAGUUUGUGGAUGCACCAAAUGGAAGUUACAUAAUCUACAGCUCGCGCCAGUUUCAGAACACCCUAGAUUCAGAACUGUUCCAGACUUCAAGGAUGUCACCAUCAUCUUUAAGAUACUAUGGUAUUGGACUUGAGAAUGGAAACUAUACAGUCACUCUUCAAUUUGCUGAGUUUGGGAUCGAAGACACGCAGACUUGGAAGAGCCUAGGGAGAAGGGUUUUUGAUAUAUAUCUCCAGGGUGAACGUCAGGAGAAGAACUUUGACAUCAGGAAGGCAGCAGGCGAUAAAUCUUACACUGUUGUUAAGAAGUCAUAUAAAGUUCCUGUGACCAAAAACUUCCUUGAGAUUCAUCUCUUCUGGGCUGGCAAGGGCACUUGCUGCAUUCCUGGUCAAGGCUACUAUGGGCCCACUAUCUCGGCUUUGAGUGUAACCCCUGCAGAUUUCACCCCCACGGUGGGUAUCGUGGCAGAACAAAACAAGAGUACUAGUAAAACAGGUGUUAUUGUUGGCGUUGUGGUUGGUGUGGCAGUUUUAGGUUUGGUAGCACUUGUUGGAAUUUUUAUGUGGAGACAGAAAAGGAGAAAACUGACACUGGAGCAACAAGAGCUAUACAGUAUUGUUGGAAGACCUAAUGUAUUCAGUUAUAGUGAACUAAGGUCUGCAACUGAAAAUUUUAGUUCCAGCAACCGUCUUGGUGAAGGAGGAUAUGGGGCAGUUUAUAAGGGUAAGUUAAAUGAUGGAAGGGUAGUGGCAGUGAAGCAGCUAUCUCAAACAUCUCAUCAAGGAAAAAAGCAAUUUGCAACGGAAAUAGAAACUAUAUCCCGAGUGCAACACCGUAAUCUUGUGAAGUUAUAUGGUUGCUGCCUUGAAGGCAAUAAUCCACUGCUGGUUUAUGAGUACAUGGAAAAUGGAAGCCUUGAUAAAGCACUCUUUGGAAUUGAGAAAUUGAACAUAGAUUGGCCAGCACGUUUUGACAUAUGCUUAGGCAUUGCAAGAGGUCUGGCUUAUCUUCAUGAAGAGUCCAGCAUCCGUGUCGUGCACAGGGACAUCAAGGCCAGCAAUGUCUUACUUGACGCCAAUCUCAAUCCUAAGAUCUCAGAUUUUGGGCUAGCCAAACUUUAUGAUGACAAGAAGACGCAUGUCAGCACGAAAGUUGCUGGUACAUUCGGUUAUCUUGCACCUGAGUAUGCCAUGAGAGGUCAUAUGACUGAGAAAGUUGAUGUCUUUGCAUUUGGCGUGGUCUUAUUGGAGACUUUAGCUGGACGGCCGAACUACGAUGAUACACUUGAAGAAGAUAAGAUUUACAUUUUCGAAUGGGCCUGGGAGCUGUACGAGAACAACAACCCUCUGGGCAUUGUAGACCCAAAUCUCAGAGAAUUCAACAGGGCGGAGGUGCUCCGGGCCAUCCACGUCGCCCUCCUCUGCACCCAGGGCUCACCUCACCAGCGGCCGCCCAUGUCGAGGGUCGUGUCAAUGCUCACCGGCGACACCGAGGUCACCGAUGUGUUGAUGAAGCCGAGCUACAUCACCGAGUGGCAGAUCAAGGGCGGCAACACCAGCUUCGCCAACAGCGCCGUCCGCGGGCAGUCGAGCUCGGCGCCAGGAUCGACGUCGCAGCAAGCCUCGUCGGUGUUCUUGAACUCCAUCAUCCAGGAAGGCCGGUGAUUUUCACGCCGGUGCUUGAUCGGAUCAACUUUUCCUCAAGUGGCAGAUGAUAAUCUCGUCUUGUGGAGCUGUGAUUGUGAAUACACGUUGCGAAGGGCAAAUGGUGUCAAGACUGUCAGUUUUGCAGUGCAGGUCGUCGUCUCGUUUUUCUUUUUUUUUUCUUUACAGUUUGCCGGUUGCGUUUUUAAAAAUUAUGUUCAGUUUGUUUCAUACCUGUACAGUGUAAGUUUGAGUAUAUAUAUUUUUGAUCGAAUAGCUUAUGUGCUUUGCCCUAUUUGAAUGUGAAUAAGAUUUUGGGCCUUUUACUGUGGUUCA
Oryza sativa Japonica Group (Japanese rice) is the source of this 3520-nucleotide messenger RNA. Lineage: Eukaryota; Viridiplantae; Streptophyta; Magnoliopsida; Poales; Poaceae. The record is from RefSeq and is a predicted model, not a curated record.